Messenger RNA from Miniopterus natalensis, 4070 nucleotides. RefSeq names its product transmembrane serine protease 6 (gene TMPRSS6). Gene Ontology annotation, molecular function: serine-type endopeptidase activity; protein binding. Lineage: Eukaryota; Metazoa; Chordata; Mammalia; Chiroptera; Miniopteridae. Gene Ontology annotation, biological process: proteolysis. The record is from RefSeq and is a predicted model, not a curated record.
AUGCCCGUGGCUGAGGCCCCCCAGGUUGCUGGUGGGCAGGGCGACGGAGGCGAUGGCGAGGAGGCAGAGCCGGAGGGGAUGUUCAAGGCCGCUGAGGACUCGAAGAGAAAAGUCCGGGACUACCUCCGCCUGGUGCCCCUGUGGCUGGCCCUGGUCAUGCUGGCUUCAGGAAGUUUCCUGCUCUGGUAUUUCCUAGGGUCCAAGGCAGAGGUGACCGUCAGCCAGGUGUACUCAGGCAGCCUCCGCGUGCUCAAUCGCCACUUCUCCCAGGACCUUGCCCACCGGGAGUCCAGUGCCUUCCGCAGUGAAACGGCCAAAGCCCAGGAAAUGCUCAAGGCCCUCCUCGCUAGCACACCCCUGGGCACUUACUACAACUCCAGCUCCGUCUACUCCUUUGGGGAGGGACCCCUCACCUGCUUCUUCUGGUUCAUCCUCCAAAUCCCCGAGCACCGCCAGCGGAUGCUGAGCGCCGAGGUGGUGCGGACACUGCUGGUGGAGGAGCUGCUGUCCACGGCCAACAGCUCGGGCCCCGCUCCCUACCGGGCGGAGUAUGAGCCGGACCCCGAAGGCCUGGUGAUCCUGGAAGCCAGCAUAAGAGACCUAGUUGCACUGAAUUCCACUCUGGGCUGCUACCGAUACAGCUACGUGGGCCGGGGCCAGGUCCUCCAGCUGAAGGGGCCCGACUACCUGGUCUCCAGCUGCCUGUGGCACCUGCAGGGCCCCGAGGAUCUCAUGCUCAAACUCCGGCUGGAGUGGACGCUGGCCGACUGCCGGGACCGGCUGGCCAUGUACGACGUGGCUGGGCCCCUGGAAAAGAGGCUCAUCACCUCGGUCUAUGGCUGCAGCCGCCAGGAGCCCGUGGUGGAGGUCCUGGCGUCGGGCGCCAUCAUGGCGGUGGUCUGGAAGAAGGGUCUACACAGCUACUACGACCCCUUCGUGCUCUCUGUGCAGUCCGUGGCCUUCCAGGCCUGCGAGGUGAACCUGACCCUGGACGGCCAGCUGGAGACAAAGGGCGUCCUCAGCACACCGUACUUCCCCAGCUACUACUCGCCCAGCACCCACUGCUCCUGGCACCUCAUGGUACCCUCCCUCGACUACGGCCUGGCCCUCUGGUUUGACGCCUACGCACUGCGGAGGCAGAAGUACGACCUGCCCUGCACCCAGGGCCAGUGGACGAUCCAGAACCGGAGGCUGUGUGGCCUGCGCACCCUGCAGCCCUAUGCCGAGAGGAUUCCCGUGGUGGCCAGCACCGGCAUCACCAUCAACUUCACCUCCCAGAUCUCCCUCACGGGGCCCGGCGUGCAGGUGCACUACGGCUUGUACAACCAGUCGGACCCUUGCCCUGGAGAGUUCCUCUGCUCUGUGAACGGCCUCUGUGUGCCUGCCUGUGACGGGGUCAAGGACUGCCCCAACGGCCUGGACGAGAGAAACUGCGUUUGCAGAGCCACAUUCCAGUGCCAAGAGGACAGCUCGUGCAUCUCACUGGCCAGGGUCUGUGACGGGCAGCCCCACUGCCCCAACGGGAGUGAUGAAGAUCAGUGCCAGGAAGGGGUGUCCUGUGGGACGUUCACGUUCCAGUGUGAGGAUCGGAGCUGCGUGAAGAAGCCCAACCCGCAGUGUGACGGGCGGCCCGACUGCAGGGACGGCUCCGAUGAGCAGCACUGUGAUUGCGGCCUCCAGGGCCCCUCUGGCCGCAUUGUGGGUGGGGCCGUGUCCUCGGAGGGUGAGUGGCCUUGGCAGGCAAGCCUCCAGGUUCGGGGCCGACACAUCUGUGGGGGGGCCCUCAUCGCUGACCGCUGGGUGAUAACAGCUGCCCACUGCUUCCAGGAGGACAGCAUGGCCUCCCCAGCGCUGUGGACGGUUUUCCUGGGCAAGGUGUGGCAGAGCUCACGCUGGCCCGGCGAGGUGUCCUUCAAGGUGAGCCGCCUGCUCCUGCACCCUUACCACGAGGAGGACAGCCACGACUACGACGUGGCCCUGCUGCAGCUGGACCACCCCGUGGUGCACUCGGCCGCCAUCCGGCCCGUCUGCCUGCCCGCGCGCUCCCACUUCUUCGAGCCCGGCCUGCACUGCUGGAUCACCGGCUGGGGCGCCCUGCGCGAGGGGGGUGAGCGGGCCUGUGGGGUUAUUAUGGCCCCAUUUUAUGGAUGGAGAAAUGGAGGCUCAGAGACAUUUAGCAAUUGCCCCACCAGCAACGGUCUGCAGAAGGUGGACGUGCAGCUGAUCCCGCAGGACCUGUGCAGUGAGGCCUACCGCUACCAGGUGACGCCCCGCAUGCUGUGUGCCGGCUACCACAAGGGCAAGAAGGAUGCCUGCCAGGGUGACUCGGGCGGCCCACUGGUGUGCAGGGAGCCCAGUGGCCGCUGGUUCCUGGCUGGGCUGGUCAGCUGGGGCCUGGGCUGCGGCCGGCCCAACUACUUUGGUGUCUACACUCGCAUCACAGGUGUGAUUGGCUGGAUCCAGCAGGUGCUGACCUGAGGAGUUGCCCCCUGCAGAGCUAGGGCCCACCUCUUGGACUCAGAGAGCCCAGGGCACCCAUCAGGCAGGGGACAAGUAUUCUGGGGCCGUGGGGCCCUGUGGAAGGAGUGGCAUCUUGUCCCCCAGCCUACUCCCUGACAUCACCCGAGAGAGGGCACGAGGAGGGAGGAGGGCCCUCAGCUGGUGCUCAAGACUUUCCCCGAGUGCCCGGAUGGUCACCCGGGCCUGGCUGGUGGGUUCAUAUCCAGCCUGUCGCCUCUCGAUUCUCUUCUCCUGCCCUGUCCUCCACUGCUGACUCUGGGGGGAAACUGUUCAGCAAUGAGGAUGUGGCCUCCAGGUCGCAGUAGGAGCAUCUGAAGCCUCCACCCCGCCCCACCCCACCCCCAAUGCAGAGGCUGCCUGGGAGUACCCACUCCAGAGAACAGAUUCCAGCCAGUGUCGCCCCAGCCUAACUUGAGAGGUCGGGGUGGAGGGUGCCCCGAGGAGGUGCCCUCAGAGGCCUGGAGACAGCCAAGUGGGCAGCUGCCACUGUGAGCCAAAGGGUGGGGGAGCCCUGGGUCCCGGGUUCUUGCCACACCCCCACCUGCCCCCGGGCCUCCAAUGUCCACUCACCUGGUGAGCUCAGCUGCCUGGAAUAAAACCGCCUGAUCUGAGGCCCGUUUUUGGAGAUUAAAUGAGGCUCUGGGCACCAACCUCAUACCCUUGACUGAGCAGAUUCUGCUUCCUACUCAGCCUGGUUGCCAGCUGUCCGGAGGCCACUGUGGAGUCAGAGGAGGCAGGGUGGCCUCCUGGAUAGCUGCCCAGGCCCCAGGAGCUACCCUAGGAAGGCAAUGGCUGGUGACCCUAGGGGCAAAGAUGUGCUCAUGAUCACACCAGGGGCUAGGAGUGCAGCCUGGUGCAGAAGCCCUGUCACCUGGCUCCUAGUCUACCACCUCCUGCCAGCACAACUCUCCCUUUGCAUCCUGAGUCCUUUACCCAACAAGCAUCUCACAGAUCCCUGCUAAGUGUUAAGUACUGUGCUGGGGCCACAGCCAUUCACAGAACUUGGCUCCUGAUCUCAAGGGGUGGGGAUGACAUACAGUGUGAAGGCUUUGGAGUGGCCCCUAACUCAGGAAGUCAGGGAAGGCUGCCCGGAGAUGACUCGAGUCAGGCUCCAAGGAGGCCAAGGUGGGGAAGGGCAUUCCAGGCAGGGGAACAGCAUGUGCAAAGGUAGUGUCCCAAAAGAACAUGGCAUAUUAGUGAAUAGUACGCUGUUUAGUUAAACAGAGAUUGGGGGGAGCGGGGGACUAAAGAGGAACUGGGAGAGGGGCAAACAGAUCAGAUGUUAAAGAGCUUGGAGUUGAGCUAAGGACUUGACCCGGAUGCUCCGGGGAGCCAUGGAAGGCUCUAUAGCAGGGGAGUGGCACAUGAGUGGAUUCACAUUUUAGAACCACCACUGGCAUAGUGUGGAGGGAGUGGGAGAUAAAGUGGCCAGCGAGGAGGCCACUGCAGAAGCCCAGGCAGAACAGCAUGGGGCCUGCGGGGAAGGACACAGGGUUGAAGGACCCUCAUUACCCACCAAGUGCCUCGGUAGGUGGGGUGGAUGAAGAAGU